This is a messenger RNA of Podospora pseudocomata, 1834 nucleotides long. It is a transcript of the gene AIM24, whose product is annotated as Altered inheritance of mitochondria protein 24, mitochondrial. Bases 662 to 1834 code for a protein of 390 amino acids. Lineage: Eukaryota; Fungi; Ascomycota; Sordariomycetes; Sordariales; Podosporaceae. Gene Ontology annotation, cellular component: mitochondrial inner membrane. The record is from RefSeq and is a predicted model, not a curated record. Gene Ontology annotation, biological process: inner mitochondrial membrane organization. The transcript is spliced from 3 exons.
CUGGGUGGUGGCCUGGUCGUAGACACUGUUGAAGGCGAACGAGAACUCUUCGGCCUCGUUCUUGGGGCUCGGGAUCUUGACAAUGGUCAAGGGCUUGCCAUCCUGGGCUCUGUCGGCCGUGACAAUGACGUCCUUGUCCAGCUCUUUUUCGAGAAGAGGGCGUAUUCUGGCGACAACGCGAACCGACAUUUCGUGGAGGGCUUCGAAUUGUCGGAUCAAGGCAUACGGCGUGAAGGCGAGGAAAGCAGACGCCGAUUUGUUGACGGGAGGCGGUGAGGCUGCAACGAAUGCAAGUGUGCUCAGGUGGGCAUUUCCCGUCAAUGUCUCCAACAAAUUGGUGCCCGUGCUCCAACUGAAGCGAGUGGACCCGGUGUUUUUAGCGCCAGCCACGUCAAAUUUGAGGGUUAAUCACCAAGGCAACAGAGGCUGUCUCCACUGAACCCUGGCGGGUGUCCGCUGUGGAGAGCGCUGUCUUUGGGAGCUGGCAGGUGGCCUGUGCUUUUGAAGAUGCCGGUGCCAAGUCCAGUGCACGAACGGGUUUGUGUCAUCCCAAGCUUGGUUCCAUGGAAUUUACCGGGACCUGCAUUUUCCGCAUCCCCAAGUCUCGACAUCCGCAGGAAUAACGACGACGACGAGCCACUCGCUGUGGUUUCAAGCCACAAUGCGCGGUCAAGCGCCUCUUCUCAGGCUAUCUCAAACAACAAGGCUAACACGACCAACCACCAUAACCCUCUCCUCGAGGCCAAGCUUUGUUUGCUGGCAAUGUCGAACAGUUCAGAUUAGCGCAUCCCCCACCAACCGGCCAGGCCCCGAUGCCUUUGACGCAGGCCGCGCUGCUCAGACGGAUGCCCAAUUCGAGGUUAUUGGCGCUCCACAUUCCCUUCUGUCGGUUUCCCUCUCGGCAUCCCAGCGGCUCUACACAAGACGAGGUAUCUUGGUGUCAGUAGGCGGCAAGGUGGAAAAUGUACACUCCGCCCUCUCGAUUCUCUCCCCCACGAGCCGAGCCUUUCUCGGCAUCCCGUUCCUCUACCAGCGCAUAACCUCCACGAGCCCAGUUACCGCCUUAAUAGCCACCAAGUCCGCCAACACAACCUUCUCUGUCCUCCGUCUCGAUGGCACAACCGACUGGAUGGUUGCGCAAAGAAAUGCGCUUCUUGCUUGGACAGGUCACACGUUGAGAUUAUCGCCCCGCAUCCAGCAAGGCUUGUCGCUGGCACACUGGGGCAACACAUACAUCACUGGCCGAGGGUUGGCGGCUCUCUCGGCGCCAGGACAGGUCUAUGAUCUGGUUCUCAAGGAAGGGGAGGAGAUUGUUUUACACCCAUCACACGUGGUCGCUUAUACCAUCAACAAGAACCCCCCACGGCCCUUCCGUCUGAAGAGCACCACCUUAAGCUUCCAAAUUCCCGCCGUCCCGAGUUCGAUAAAAGCCGCCUCCCAGAGGUUCAUGCCCGACCGAGUGGCCAGAUUCUGGAACGCUAUGCGCGAUACCUCGAUCUACAAAGGACUUGCCAGCUUCCUGUUUAGCCUGAGAACGGCCACCAGAAGGACGAUAUGGGGUGACAGGCUAUUCCUCCACUUUCAAGGGCCGAGAACCAUCCUCAUGUCCAGCCGCGGUGUUCGGGUUAGGGAUGUCUUGACCAAGGACGACGUCAAUGAGAUUGCAGAUGCCAAGGCGGGGGUGGUACCAGAGGCUGUUGAGCUGACCACUCACCCCAGGAUUCAGGACAAGAAGGCGGAGGAUCAACCGACCAAGAUUCACAUUGCCAACGUGAAGGGGGGUGGCAAGGUCAGCUUUGAAGACGCAAAGUCUCUGAAUGAGUUUGUGAGGUGA